Molecule: messenger RNA, 1364 nt
Organism: Oppia nitens
Lineage: Eukaryota; Metazoa; Arthropoda; Arachnida; Sarcoptiformes; Oppiidae
Exons: 2
Coding region: 264-1364 (366 amino acids)
Source: RefSeq, a predicted model, not a curated record
AUUGUCAAAGUUCUGAAACACAGACCAAUGGUAAUCAACCAUUUUUCUUCAAUUUACCACCUCUUCAGUUACAACCUUUACAAUUACAACUAAAUCCGGCGUCUUCUUCAUUAUUUUUAGUAGACAACAACCAAUCGAUUCCUAUUCAAACACUUCACUCUGAUUUACAACAAAACAAUUUACUACAGAAUACUAAUCAACAAUUGAUAACAACAACAAACUUUGCCACAAAUCAGGCUUCUUCUGCUAAUUUGCCAAAGUCUAUGUCUUCAGUCUCAUCCGAUCCCAUAACUCUUCAAUCAACUUCAGGCCAACAAUUUUCAUUCAUUCCUUUAGCUUUUCAAACGCCAACUCCAAAGACUGAUUCCCAAAAACCAACAAAAGCUCAGGUUUUGCAAUCUUUGACUCAACAAAAACCAACAUUUCAACCAUUUUUUAAAACACAAUCGUUUGAAACUCUGAUAAACCAACAAAAUAAACCAAUUACUGCCACACAAUCUCAAUCUCGACUUCAAAUUCAACCCUUAAAUUUUAAAUCAUUAGCUACUGUACAAAAAAGUUUUAAACCAAUUACUAAACCAUUAUCAGUAUUUCAAUUUCAACCCAAACUUCAAUUUCAACCCCAACCCCAACCUCAACCUCAACCUCAACCUCAACCUCAAAUUCAAUCCCUAUCCCAACCUCAAUCUCAAAUUAAACCCUUAAAUUUUGAACCACUUGCUACUGUACAGCAAAGUUUUAAACCAAUUUCUAAACCAUUAUCAAUAUUUAAACUUCAACCCCAACCUCAAAUUGAAUCCCAAACCCAACUUCAAAUUCAACCCCAACCCAAACCCCAACCUAAAAUUCAACCCCAAUUCCAAGUCCAACCUUUAACAUUCAAAUCACUGAAUUUAAUACAAUCCCAAACUUUAAGGUCAAAUAUAGAACCAUUAACUUCACAAUUUCAAACUCAAUCUCAGAUAUUUAAACCAUUGGAUAGUUUAGAGCCGCAAACUUUUAAAUCGCUUUUUAUAUCUCAACCAAAAGCAACAGCCAUAACACCAGAACCACUUAAAACACCAUUAGUUAAGAAUAUUGUCACUCAGACACCAUCAGUGAGCCAUCAGUCAACACAAACUACACGAAACAAUAACAAGAAUUUAAUUAAUGAAAUUCCUGCUAUUAAUUCUGUUUUGAAUGAUUUGUCAGCCUAUGUGCCGAUAGAACUGCCGGCACAGGCAUUCAUUUUUCAAGGUGUAGGUCCGUCACCGACAAAACCAGUACAACACACAGUAAAUGAUGGAAAUACACAAUUUCUGCCACCUGUUAUAUUACCUGCUCUUACAUUGCCCGGUGAUAAUAAUAUGCGAUCAAAAUGCUAA